AUGCAUACGAGUGAUAAUAUAACGAUACCAAUUGUACCAAGUUUUGUGGUGCAAGAAGAAGGUGCGCGAAAAGUACUUGUUUAUUUAAAUAUCCCAGAACUUAAAGUUAAAAGAGCAUUUCCAAAUAUUUUUAAAUUCCUUCCAUCAAAUGGACAGGAAAAAGUGCUUGAUUUUCAAAAUCAAUCGUUUACAUUUACAAUGAAUGUUCAAACAAAAUUAUAUUCAAUUUCAAUUGCACGAUUACCAGGAGAAAUUCAACCUGAACGUUGCUCAAUUAUGUAUCAACGUGGUGGUUGUUGGAUUACAUUAUAUAAAUUAGAAUCAAUGUCUUGGAUGAAUAGAAUCUGCGAUGAUCUCGUUCCCGGAUUGGAUACUCAAGAAAGCUAUAAUCAGACUCCACAAGCAUCAGCGCCUGCUGAAGAAGUACAAUUAAAAGAUACUGAUAUGCCACCACCAUUCAAUUCGGUUCCUCUAGCACCUCCUGUACCACCUCGAUCAUCAUCAUCAAAAAAGGCACCAGCACCACCGCCUCCAACUCAUUAG
Molecule: messenger RNA, 543 nt
Organism: Rotaria socialis
Lineage: Eukaryota; Metazoa; Rotifera; Eurotatoria; Philodinida; Philodinidae
Source: the annotation of a GenBank genome assembly